Molecule: messenger RNA, 2109 nt
Organism: Vespa mandarinia (Asian giant hornet)
Lineage: Eukaryota; Metazoa; Arthropoda; Insecta; Hymenoptera; Vespidae
Source: RefSeq, a predicted model, not a curated record
AUGAUCGAUUUGAGGAUUUAUUUUCUAAUGGCAUUGUCGGUGAGUUGCGCGAUUUCAUUUAAUCAAAGAUACGAAUAUUCGAUGGAUACCAAUUUGAAUUACGAAUUGGAUAAUAAUCCGUGGUACGACGUGAACAUCGAUCCGAUGAAUUCGGAAUCAUCGGAUUCGAUUUAUGUGAAGAAAAUACCGAGGGAGGAUAAAAAUGUUAAAAAAAUAUUAUCACCACCGUUUAAAACGGAAAAGGAUAAUACGAGGUAUAAGAUCAUAGAUCCAGGAUUUUCUACUUUGGAGAAUCAUGAUGGAUCCAAAAUGGCGGCGGCGGCGACUACGUCGACCACAGCAACAGCUGCCGCAUCCGAGCAACAUGUUAACGAUCGAAUUGAUCCAUUUGAAAAAAAUAAAAAUCCUUAUAGAUUCGGCGAGGAAAUAUUUACGGCCGACGAAACAAAUAUCGAAAUGUCUAAAAAAUAUAAAAAGGAAAAUGAAAAUUGCGAAAAAAUAAUACGAGAUUCAAUGAUUUGUAUGGUUUGCAAGGAUAUUAAAAGUAAAGCUAAGUACGAACAAUGUUCUUACGUAUCGAAACCAAAUGAAAAGUCUUACGCUUAUACGAAGUCGAAGUCCUUUGGAAAGAAUCGCAAUGAGAAUGACAAAAACAAUAACAAUGAUGACAACGAUGAUAAUAAUGGUGGCGGACGUUUGGCUGAAAAUACGAAGAGGAAGAAGGAUGAAGAAGAAAAAAAAGAAGAAGUAGAAGAAGAAGAAGAAAAAACGUCAUCGUCGAGCGAUUGUAAAAAAAUCGAGAAAGAUGGUAAAACUUGUACGAUAUGUAAGGAUCCAAAAAAUGGUGAUAAUUAUGAGAAAUGUUCUUACGCGUAUCAACCGAUGGAUAAGAUAUAUAAAUUCAGUAGAUCUAAGUCAUUCGGUUAUCCUGAAAAUUUGUCGGGGGAUAUUAAAAAGGACGUUGGUACGAUUGAAGAUUAUCCGAAAGAAUCAAGAUACACGGAUUAUUCGAAGGAUUAUACGUUGCCGUACGAUCAAAUUAAAAAAACUAAUUACGAUGAAAAAUCAAUACCAUCUGUUAAGAUCGAUAAUGAAUCAUCGUACGAUUCUUAUAUACCGGAUCAUUACAAGAGCCCGUCCGAGUAUAAAUCCGAAUCGGAAAAGAAUUCUGAAAAGAUAGAUCGUACGAAUUGCAAAGUUAUCGAGAAAGAUUCGAUGACGUGUAAAGUAUGUAAGGAUCCUAAAAAUGGUGAUAACUUUGAACAAUGUUCAUACAGUUAUAAACCAAAGGACAAGGUUUAUGCUUAUACAAAGGGUGAAUCGUUUGGUAGCCCAACGAAAUCCGAUAACGAUGAUGACGAAAGGAAAGAAUCGACGAAUAUUUAUGACGUACAAGAGAAAGUAAAGGAGACAAAGGAUGAUAAAAAAUAUGACGACAUAAAAAAUACACCAUUGGAUUCCUCGGAAAAUACGAAAAGUUCGAUAUACGUGCCAACUUCGGAUCUGUCGGAUAAAACGUCGUCCGACGUAAAAGGAGAGAAAUUAAUUAAUAACAAGGACGAUCGUUAUUUCGAGGAUAGUAAAAGGAAAAAGGAAGAGAUUGAAAAAUUCAUGAAAGACUUUCAAAAGGAGGAUCGUUCGAAUUGCAAAAAAGUAAUUAAAGACAAUAUGACCUGUUACAGGUGCAAGGACGACAAAGAUAUUCAUAAGGAGGAAUGUAUAUUUGUCGGUGAUGAAGACGUUAAAAAAAAUAAUAAAGAUCGAUUGACAUAUAGGGAGGUUAAACAAUUCAAAUUUGAUCCCGAUAUAAAAUCCUCGGGUUCGUCCUUGAGCAAACGCAAUUCUAAUGACAAAAUAAUCGUCGAUACUGAUAUAUUAGAGCCAAUAGCUUCGGCGAGCGAAGAUUCUUAUGCGAGGACAAUGACUUCUGAUGACGCUGAGAAAACAACGGAGGAAGAAACAUUACACGAGGUUGAACCUUACGAAUACGUUGCCGAGACUCGACCAAUUUAUGACAAAAACCUUGGAUUAACAUUACCAGCGUUUAUGUUAACUAAAUCGGAACACGAGCAAGAAUUCGACGAUGUUGUUGCGUCAAGUAGAAUUUGA